GGAGAGAAGCCAUAUUGCUGUAAUGAAUGUGGCAAACAGUUUUCACAUAAAAGCAAUCUUCAGAACCAUGCAAGAGUUCACACCGGAGAGAAGCCAUAUUGCUGUAAUGAAUGUGGUAAACAGUUUUCACAGAUGAGCAGUGUACAGAAACACACUAGACUUCACACCAGAGAGAAGCCAUAUUGCUGUAAUGAAUGUGGCAAACAGUUUUCACAAAUAGGCAAUCUACAGCAACACACGAGAGUUCACACUGGAGAGAAGCCAUAUUGCUGUAAUGAAUGUGGUAAACAGUUUUCACGUAUAAGCAAUCUUCAGGGCCAUAAGAGAGUUCACACCGGUGACAAGCCAUAUUGCUGUAAGGAAUGUGGUGAACAGUUUUCACAAAUGAGCCAUCUUCAGAGACACACGAGAGUUCACACUGGAGAGAAGCCAUAUUGCUGUAAGGAAUGUGGUGAACAGUUUUCACAGAUAAGCCAUCUUCAGAGACACACGAGAGUUCACACUAGAGAGAAGACCUAUUGCUGUAAUGAAUGUGGUGAACAGUUUUCACGUAUAAGCAAUCUUCAGAUACACACGAGAGUUCACACUGGAGAGAAGCCAUAUUGCUGUAAUGAAUGUGGUAAACAGUUUUCACUAAAAGGCCAUCUUCAGAUACACACGAGAGUUCACACCAGAGAAAAGCCAUAUUGCUGUAAUGAAUGUGGCAAACAGUUUUCACAAAUUAGCAAUCUUCAGAAACACAGUAGAGUUCACACUGGAGAGAAGCCAUAUUGCUGUGAAUGUGGUAAACAGUUUUCAAAGAGAAGCCAUCUUCAGACCCACCAAAGAAUCCACACAGGAGAGAAGCUGUAUUUCUGCUCUGAAUGUGGAGAAAAGUUUUCACGGAACAGCCAUUUUAAGAGCCACCAAAGAAUCCACACAGGAGAGAAGCCAUAUGACUGCUCUGAAUGUGGCAAACAGUUUUCAGAAAGAAGCCAUCUUCAGAGCCACCAAAUAAUUCACACAGGAGAGAAGCCAUAUUGCUGCUCUGAAUGUGGCAAAAAGUUUUCACGGAAAAGCCAUCUUCAGAUCCACCAAAGAAUUCACACAGGGGAGAAGCCAUAUGACUGUUCUGAAUGUGGCAAACAGUUUUCAGAAAGAAGCCAUCUUCAGAGCCACCAAAUAAUUCACACAGGAGAGAAGCCAUAUUGCUGCUCUGAAUGUGGCAAAAAGUUUUCACGGAAAAGCCAUCUUCAGAUCCACCAAAGAAUUCACACAGGGGAGAAGCCAUAUGACUGUUCUGAAUGUGGUAUAAAGUUUUCACAUAAAAGCAGUCUUCAGAGCCACCAAAGAAUUCACACAGGAGAGAAGGUGUAUGACUGUUCUGAAUGUGGUAAAAAGUUUUCACGGAAAAGCCAUCUUCAGACCCAUCAAAGAAUUCACACAGGAGAAAAGCCACAUGACUGUUCUGAAUGUGGUAAAAAGUUUUCACAGAGAAGCAGUCUUCAAAGCCACCAAAGAAUUCACACUGGAGAGAAGCCAUAUUUCUGCUCUGAAUGUGGCAGAAAGUUUUCACAUAGUAGCAGUCUUCAGAAACAUCAAACUAUUCACACAAGAGAGAAAAAAAUGACAAACUCCCUCACCUUGUCCACAGAUGAACACAGUACAAUGCUGAGCAGCAGAAGAAAGAAUUCAAAAAGUUUAAUGAAAACAAAAAAGAUCUAAUUGGGGAAACUACAAGUAAAGUGGUAAAUACGCAGCCCCCCUCCAACAGCCUCAUGUGGAAACCGAACUUACUCAUUCAUGGCUUAUGAGGGGCGAACUAAGACCAAAAGAUGUACGCCUCAUCAUAGGUGCACAAAACAGUGGCUUGGACACAAAAUGGUUCAGAUUAAAAAUAGAAAAAAUAAAUAACCCAUAAUUGUCACUUCUACCACAAAGAGCUAGAAACAGUCACACAUCUUGUUACUGGGUGUGAGGUACGGAUUGCUGAAGGAUUAUACACUGCACAACACCACAAAGUGGCCAGGCUCAUUCACUGGAAACUCUGCAAGAAGUACAACUUACCCUCACCAGAAAGACACUGGGACCACAACUCAGACCGCACAAUGGAAAAUGAGGAGGUGCAGGUCACUUGUAGCACAGCAAUACUGACUGACUAAUAAUAGAGGCCAGAAAACCAGAUGUAAGAAAUCCUGGAUAACAGAAGUAUUAGUUCCUAGUGAUUACUCAGUCCUAAAAAUGGAGAGGCAAGAAAGAAACAAAAUACCAAGAAAUGCAGUCUGAGAUAUGACA
Erpetoichthys calabaricus (reedfish) is the source of this 2274-nucleotide messenger RNA. RefSeq names its product zinc finger protein 665-like. Lineage: Eukaryota; Metazoa; Chordata; Cladistia; Polypteriformes; Polypteridae. The record is from RefSeq and is a predicted model, not a curated record. The coding region runs from base 133 to 1704 and encodes 523 amino acids. The transcript has 2 exons.